Cladocopium goreaui is the source of this 1842-nucleotide messenger RNA. The record is from the annotation of a GenBank genome assembly. NCBI's taxonomy places the organism in Eukaryota, Dinophyceae, Suessiales, Symbiodiniaceae.
AUGUCGGCGUACUUCGGGGGACUUUGGAACGCUUCCUUUGGGCGCUGCUCCAAGUCUGUCAAACAGCAAGACAGGCUUCAUGAGGAUAUCGCAGAGCUUAGAGGUGAACUAAAGGCCUUGGCCACGGAACUUCGUCAAGCACCACGGGGAGCAAAGGAUGCGACAACGACACGGGGUGCAAGCUUUGUGUCAGAGUCGGUGCCCGUGGGUGCUGCUGACGUCACCGCAGCCGCGGCUGCUGGAGCUCCAAAUCCCUUCUCGGAAGGUGUACCGGGUUCUGCCCUAGCAGUUCCGGCGAACGAGAUUGUGGCACACGUCUGGCCGCAAGUGUCCCACUGGGCGACCGAAUUCCUGCUGAAGGAGGUCGAUCCCGCACUACGAGCAGCACUUCCUUCGCAUUUGAGCGCACAGAUGGAUCCGAACCGCUCGCAUUUGGGCCACGAACCCGUUCAAUUUUCCAGCAUCAAGAUCUUUGAUCGAAAGGAAUGGACUCCCGAUGGCUUCUGUGACAACAUCGUGUUCCGGUGCAGGAUGGAGUGGCAUGGGGACCCAUCCAUUUUCUUGCAGAUGGCUGGCACAGCAGCUGGCGUUCAAGGUGUGGUUUUGAAGGGCCAUCUUUUGGUAGAGUUGGUCCACAUGCUUCCAUACCCGCCCAUGUUCAAAGGAGUAAGACUGUUCUUUUUGGACCCGCCGACCUUGGAUUUAACCUUCUCUGGGGUUGGCAGCGAUGUGUUGAAUGUGAGCGCCAUCAACCGCCGCAUCAUCGACGUUUUCCAAAGUGAGCUUUCCUGCAGAGUGGUUGCUCCCAAAUUCAUGGGCUUCAAGAUGGUGAACACGGACAUUUUUGCGAUUACAAGCCCUGCACCUGAAGGCAUUUUGCGCGUGACCGUUUGGAAUGCCAUCGACUUGCUGCCUAUGGAUGUGAGUUUCUUUGGGAAGGGCACAUCGGACCCCUAUGUCAAGAUCCGCUGCGGCGCACACGUGUUGAAGUCCGAAACAUGUUGGAAGACCUUGUCUCCGGAGUUCAACUUCGUGGCGUCCAUGCCUAUUUCCUCCUUGCACGACCAGAACAUUUGGAUUGAAGUCUAUGAUCAGGACCUCAUCACGCGGGAUGAUUUCCUGGGAAAAGUGAGCCUUCCUGUGGACUUGCUCGCCACAUGGGGUCGACAGAAGAAGGUCACCGUGCAAUUGCGCAAUGACGCAGGGGAGAAGGGUAAGAAUGGCAGUGUCUGCUUGAGCGCGGAGUGGCAACCUUUGGUGAGUAGCAGUGAGCUGCAUCACAGUGGUAUCAUUGAUGUGGGAGUUUACUCGGCCUUGAAUGUUCCUCCUCUUGGUCCGUAUGCAAGGUAUUGGAUCAGUGCCACUUGCACUCAGCUCAUGCCCUGCAGCACCUCUGAACCUCAGUGCACUGAGCAACAGUACGGCGUCAAGGUGCACGAUCGCGCGGAAGUGGACGAUGGCGACGUGCCAUUGCUUCACCGUAUGAAGGAGAAGAAGGAGAUUCUGCAGAAGAAGGGUUUCAGCCAUCGAGAGAUCUGUGAGAUACUGGACCUGGACCCUGCGGAAACGGAUCUCGAGAAUUUCGAACCGGAAAAGCUCACCGGCAUUCACGUAGCCCGAUGGAGAAGAUCAGUGCAAUUCCUAUCCAAGAAGGCGGACGAUGCUGAAAUCACCUUGACCCUCAUGGCACAGGGCAAUGGCCAACCCAAACCAAUGGAACUGGGCAGUUUCACUCGUCAUAUGGCGAAGGUGGUGAAGGCCAAAGGCCUAUUCUAUACCGAGACGGUACGUCUUCCAGAGACCCGGUGCAGUGAUGACGGAGUUCCAUUACUGAGACGGUAG